Molecule: messenger RNA, 3141 nt
Organism: Prorocentrum cordatum
Lineage: Eukaryota; Dinophyceae; Prorocentrales; Prorocentraceae
Source: the annotation of a GenBank genome assembly
AUGACGGACUCUGGCUACCCCAACCGCGUUCGGAUGUGGAAGCGGGGUACCCCACUGGAAGACGCGCCUGUGGUCUUCGAGGGUUCCACGACGGACGUGCUGACGUACUCGAAGCGGUACCACGACCGCGGCGUAUGGCACGAGAUGAGGACGCGCGCGGUGACCUUCUAUCGAAGACAAUACUGGUGGGAGCGCGGAGGGGAAUGGAAGAAACUUGACAUUCCGGAGGACAUGGAGGUCUCGACCUUCAAGGACACGUUUCUGCUCACCCUCCGAAGCGAGUGGGCUGUGGCCGGGCGCGUCUUCAAGCAGGGCGCCCUCCUGUCCGUCGGCCUGGACGCCUUUUUUGCUGGAGAGCUGUCAACCAUCACCGUUCUCUUCGAGCCCUCCGAGUCGGAGUCGCUCCAGAGCCAGUGCGGGACGCUGAACUUCCUUGGGGGCCCGCGGAUUCUGGGGCUGCUCAGCGACGUGAAGACGAAGCUGAAGGUGUGGGAGUACAGGGCGGGAUCUUGGCACCACAGAGGGGACCAGACGGGCUACGGCAUGGAGAGCAUCGACCUCCGCGCCGUGGACGAGGACCACUCCGACGAGCUGUGGGCCACGGUCUCGGGCUACAUCCGCCCGUCCAGCCUCUACCUGGCCUCGAUCGAGUCCCUCCUCGAAGGGAAGCUGCUGGACGGCCUCCCGCUGAAGGCCCUGCCGCACUUUUUCGAGGCGGGGGACCUGGAGGUUCAGCAGCACUUCACGCCUUCCAAGGACGGCACCAAGAUACCCUAUCCAGCUAUCUGCAAGAAGGGUAUGAAGCUGGACGGCUCGAACAAGACGCUUCUGUACGGCUACGGUGGUUUUGAGAUCAGCUUGACGCCUGCCUACGGCGGCGGGCGCGGGGCCGCCUGGCUCGAGCAGGGUGGGGUGUGGGUGGAUGCGAACAUCCGCGGCGGCAGCGAGUACGGGCCACAAUGGCACCAGUGCGCGAAGAAGAGCAACCGCCGCAAGUGCUACGAGGACUUCGAGGCCGUCGCGGAGGACCUCAUCGCGAGGGGCGUCACGUGCAGGCAGGGUCUCGCCUGCCGCGGCGGGUCCAACGGGGGUCUGCUGAUCGGCAACAUGCUCACGAGGCGCUCGUGGGAGCUGUUCGGGGCCCUCGUCUGCGAGGUGCCGCUGCUGGACAUGAGGAAGUUCCACAAGCUUCUGGCAGGUGCUUCCUGGAUGGGCGAGUACGGCGACCCCGACAAGGACUGGGACGACUUCUUGCACGAGUACUCCCCUUAUCACAACGUCUCGGACGCGGCAACGUACCCGCCCAUCUUCUUUGUCACCUCCACGAAGGACGACCGAGUGCACCCUGGGCACGCGCGCAAGAUGGUCGCCAGGAUGCUUACACACCCUACAGGGGCUGCAACAACGACCUAUUACGAGAACAUUGAGGGUGGUCAUGGUGGAGCCGCUGACAACAAGCAGCGUGCUUAUAUGGAUACUUUGAAGUACAAGUUUUGCUGGAAGAAGCUCUCUGGCGCGCAGACGCCGCGGAUGUGGGGCGCCUUCGCCGAGUGCGAGGUGGCCCGGUGCUCCGAAGCGAUCAAGGCUUACAGCGCCUUGUGGGAGGCAUCCCACCAGCGUGGCGCCUGCAGCGCCGCCCUGCCGGGCCUCGCGGCGGGCGAGUGCAGGAACCGAUUCAGGGCCCGGCACCUGAUCCCCAUGAAGCUGGAGCUGCCCCCGGUGAAGUGCGCCCUCUGGGGGGGGGUGCGCCGCGGGGCCGCGGCCCGCGCCGAGGAGGCGUCCCAGGUGGACGUGCCCAUCGGGGCGUUCGCCACCACAGCGGUGUGGCAGUACCUUGGCGGGGCGCCGUCCUGGAUUGCGCGCGUGGGGUACGUCGAGAGCUUGGGGCCGGAUGCGGGCACGUACGCCGCGAUGGUCACUCAGGCGUUGGAGGUGGUCGAGGAACUGGCUCUCCACGUCUACCUGACGCUCGUUUUCCUCGCUGCCCAGGCGCCGACCUUGCCGAUCGAGGCGGUGGUGCCGCUCCUGGCCUCGUGCGGCUGGCUCAGCAUCGGCGGCCCCAGCGCGCGGGCGCGCGCGGUGCCUGUUGGCGCCCGCCCACGCAGGCAGACCGGCUUCGGGGCCAUCUUUCGUCCAGAAACCGGUCGGCCUUCUGUGGCGGCGGGCGGGCUUCUGGACGUUCUUCCUUUGCAGCGUGGUGCGGGGCCGGGUUACAGCGUGGCGGCCGACCGACGGUUCGUCGUGGGUGGCCAGCGGGCCAGGGGCCACAAGGGGCAUCCUGGCCGCGAGCGGGAGGACGGGUCAGGUGCAGGGCGGGCGUCCGAGGCCUCGCCGGCGGGCGCCCUGCGCUGGAGGCGCCUGGUGCGCUGCCUGCUGGUGGUCUCGGAGCCCGCGUUGCGGGAACUGCUGGACCAGCAGGCGUGCGGCGGGCGGGCUCCGCGGCGCGCCGGCGGCGCGGAGUGGUCUUUGCAGAGCCUGGUGACCCCCGACCAGGAUCUCCGAAUCGAGGUGCACUACACGCGGACAGCCCAGGACUCGGAGGUGAAGGUCGUCGGCAGGAGCUUCAAGGCAAAAUAUCCCGGCCGCGGCGAACGCGCUGGGCAAGGCGCGGGCCUGCAGCUCAGCGGGCCGUCUCCGGCCGACGAGCAGCUGCCGCGCGUGCCGGAAGCGGUGGCCACUCAGGUGCGGGCCAAGAACGAGAAGAUUAUCGAGUACAUGCAGGAGUUCCACUCCUGCACCGUCGGCAGCCUCGUCACCGAGUUCUUGGUGGACGCCUCGGGCAAGGCGAUCCUCCACGCGUUCCUGAGGGCGUCGCCGGGCAGCGCCGAGGACCUGCAUCGGCCGCCGCGAGGCGUGUUCGCCCGCGACUCCAGGCACGCCCUCACGGCCCCCGACCGCAGCACCCUGGGCGACACGGGCUUCGACAUCUCCAGCCUGACCGCCACUUUCGACAUCUCCGGCAUCGAGAGGGACUUGAACGAUGUCCCGAUUGUAGAGGACGAUGGCGAGGGCGAGGAUUUCGAACGCGACGUCGAGCUGGCGCGCGCCGCCGCGGGCCAGCAGCCGAGGCCCUGCCCUGGGGUCGCCCUCGUGGGUCAGCCGUCAGGCCUCCCUGAGAUCUUUGCGUUGCCACGGAUGUAA